AUGACAGACGCAAGAAGUUUAAAAGAAGCUAUCGAGCAGUAUGAAACCCAGCUAUCACAAGUGGACACAACAUUAUCUAUAACGCCGAAAGGUCCCGAUAAAGAUAAUUUGCUCAGUCUCAAGUCUGAUAUCGAGGAACUUAUUUCUUUGACGAAAGAAAGUUUGCAACGUCUCGAAGGAGAAAACAAAAAUAAGAAUGAUAGUAAUUCUUAUAAUCCUGAUGACAAGGUGGAGGAUCUAUUGGAUAGAGAAUAUCUAUUGUUCAAGGCAGAGCUGGAAAAACUUGCAGACAACAGCGAGGAUAAACAAGACGAUAUGACUACUGCAGCUUCUAAUAGCAUUGAAGAUGAAUUAAAAGAGCUAGAGGGUAUGAAAUGUAAAGCUCCUCAUGGCAGUACUUGGGGUGGUAUCGGUUAUCACAAUGCUAUGAUAUGUUCUGUUUAUAGAGACAGUGAUGAAACAAUUAAAAAUAUCCAUGACAUUAAGGUUCGAGUGCUCUUUCUCAAUCCAACGCAUAAAGAAAUGGUACCAUGUCCAUAUUUUCUCAACAGUAAUUGCAAGUUUUCCGACGAAAAUUGCCAUUAUUGUCAUGGUGAAAUUGUGCCAUUUUCAAGCCUACAGGAGUACAAAGAGCCUGAUUUUUAUAACAUCAAAGUGGGAAGUAAAGUGUUAACUAAACAAAAAAAUAACAUGUGGCAAAGAUCUGUUGUUUUAAAAUUGCCUGAAAAGGGUGGAGAUGAAUAUAGAGUAAAAUUUGAGUCAAGCGGUAAAAUUAUAGAAGCUGGUUUACAAGAUCUCUUACCACUUGAUGACACAAACUUAGAAAUGUCAGAUACAUCUAAUGAUACCGAUGAUGGCGAUGAAGAUAUUAAUAAUGUUGAUAACGAUUCCGAGUCAAACUUUUAUAGAAAUGAUCAAUUAGUUCACAAAUCUCUUUUCACGUUACAAUCCAAUGAGCCUUUAGGAAAUUGGGAGAGACACACACGUGGCAUUGGAAGUAAAUUAAUGAUGCAAAUGGGUUAUGUAAUUGGUACUGGUCUUGGAAAACAGAGUGAUGGUAGAAUAGAACCUGUUGAAGCCCAAGUUUUGCCGGCAGGAAAAUCAUUAGAUCAUUGUAUGGAAUUACGUGAAUUUGCUGGUAACGACAAAGAUUUGUUUUCUGCUGAACGUAAAAUGCGGAAACAACAACAAAAAUUGGAGCAACAAAGAGAAAAACAGUAUCAGAGAGAAAAACAAAAAGAGGAUAAUAAUGUGUUUAAUUUCAUAAAUAGAACGUUAGGUGAUAAGCCUAAAGAAAGUAUAACAGCUAGUAGUUCGCAAAGUAAAAAUAAACUUAGAGCAGAAUCCAAUAGGAAUCUAAAUGUAGCCAGUUUUCAAAUUGGGGAAAACAUAAAUCGUUUAGAAAGGGAAUCGUCGAAGCUCAAAGAAUCGUUAACAAAGCAUGCCAAGGGUAGCGUACUUUAUAAUAGCAUUGCAAUAAAAUAUAACGAGAAACAAAAGGAACUUGUUAAUUUAAAAGCCUCUGAGAAAAGUAUUGUCGCCGAACAGAAUCAAAGGAGAAAUAAAGCUAAAUUAUCUGUAUUUUGAUAUUUGUACGACAGAUAAAAAAUAUAAGUAUGGCUGUAUAUAAAGUUAAA
Molecule: messenger RNA, 1637 nt
Organism: Monomorium pharaonis (pharaoh ant)
Lineage: Eukaryota; Metazoa; Arthropoda; Insecta; Hymenoptera; Formicidae
Product: zinc finger CCCH-type with G patch domain-containing protein
Exons: 9
Coding region: 1-1587 (528 amino acids)
Biological process (GO): regulation of transcription by RNA polymerase II; negative regulation of DNA-templated transcription
Cellular component (GO): nucleus
Molecular function (GO): DNA-binding transcription factor activity, RNA polymerase II-specific; metal ion binding; RNA polymerase II cis-regulatory region sequence-specific DNA binding
Source: RefSeq, a predicted model, not a curated record